This is a messenger RNA of Monosiga brevicollis MX1, 8300 nucleotides long. RefSeq lists its product as uncharacterized. Gene Ontology annotation, biological process: regulation of small GTPase mediated signal transduction; positive regulation of GTPase activity. The record is from RefSeq and is a predicted model, not a curated record. Gene Ontology annotation, molecular function: ATP binding; GTPase activator activity. The transcript has 9 exons. Bases 1 to 8064 code for a protein of 2687 amino acids. Gene Ontology annotation, cellular component: cytoplasm; nucleus. Lineage: Eukaryota; Choanoflagellata; Craspedida; Salpingoecidae.
AUGGCUGGGCAGCGACUUCGUACGGCUCGUGCCUCGGCCCCGGGUAAAAUCAUCCUCCAUGGCGAGCAUGCAGUUGUUCAUGGCACGGAGGCAGUGGCGGCAGCAUUGGACUUGCGAACAACCGUGACCGCCACGCCCACAUAUUUGGAUGGGGCCAAUUCCACUCAACUGCACCUGGUCUUGGCUGACCUGCAGCUGGACUUUAUUACCGAUCUUCGUGCCCUGGUGGAAACACCCUCAGCUGCCGGUGAGCUCAACGACCGGUUGCAUGUCCCCCUCCUCUUUCCUUGUACCAACCAUCUUGGCCAGCCACUGCAUUCUGAUCCGCGGGUGCGAUGGCGCACAGUUACGUCUUUUGCAGAGCCCGAUGCCGCCGAGCUGCAUCAGCUCCAAGCCCUGCCAAAUCUGGACCAGGGCGAGCAGGCCAUGCCUCACGACUAUCCCCAUGUUGAGGCCCGCCUGGCUUUGCUCUAUUUGACCAAGCAUAUACUACGCCGAGCUCAAAUGCAAGGCAUCCCGCUCGAUCUGAACGGAUGCCGCUUGCGAUUGGAAGUAACCUCGCGCCUACCCAUUGGUGCGGGCCUCGGUUCCUCUGCUGCUCUAUGCGUUGCCACUGCAGCAGCUCUCCUCCUGGCCGUGGGCCAUUGCCAACCAGAGGAGCUGCCCGACCAUCUGGACGAUAUCAACAGCUGGGCCCUCGUGGGCGAGCAGGUGGUUCAUGGCAAUCCCUCUGGCCUGGAUAACACCAUCAGCUCCUUUGGCCGACUCGCUGCGCCGAUAUGCGACCUCUCAAUCGGGGUGGUUUCUUGCUCGAGUCAGAUUUGUAGCCUUGCGCGAAGCCAUGGCACGACGGGCAAGCUGACGGGCGGCGGUGGUGGCGGAUGUGCCUUCAUCUUUAUCCCAUCCGCUGCUCGGGUCACAUCCUUGUACACGACUUCCUCGUCCCCGUCCUGGCGUUUGUUUUUGGCAUUUGGACUUGCGCCAUCGACCAAAGCCAUGUUUUCUUCGCGCGUGGUGCCACCCGAACACCUGAAGGAAAAGGUUCUCGAUCCCAAGAAACAGCCCAUUCGCCGCCUCAAAGCGCUGAUCGACCUGCAAAACAGUGCCGACUUUGGAACUGCGCAGUUACGGGUUUUUGUCAAGGAGCAGCGUGCCCAGAUCUACACAGUGCUUCAGCAAAGCUACGACAAGCUCAUGCCCGAGCUCAAGCAGCGCACCAUCAAGAGCCGGAGCCUCACCGAAACCCAACGCGUCAAUCUCUAUGAAUAUUUGCUGGGCGCUUUGGCGCCCGGUACCCUUGGCGAGGACCAAGCGCUCGUCCUAGAUGUUGCACCACUGUCCGACGUGGAGAUGCAGGUUCUCAUGCUUGAGACUUUUUUGCAGAAGCUGGAAACAUCGGGUCUUCAAGAAGCCCAUAUGCUGGAGACUGGGGACGUGGAGUACAAAUGUGCCCUCUUCGCCAACAUGUUUGAUGUAUUCCGCACAACGAUUGCGCCUCGCCUCUACACACUGGAUCAGGCUAUCACGGCCGAUCGGGCCACGCCCAACUUUGAUGAGCCACUCAAGUCCCCCGGGCAACUGCAGGAACCCAGUAUACGGUGUUCACAGGCUGCCCAUGAAGUCGUGGCCGGUAUUUUGGUGACUUGGUUUCAGGGCACUUCCCAACACUUUUUGGCCAUGCAACAGCUGCUGCAAACAGAUCUAGCUUUCCUGAUUCUAGUCCAGGCCAUUUUUGGCCUUGUUGCGGGCGGCGCGCGUUCUGCCAGUCAAAAACUGGACCCGGCCUCACCAAUACUCCGACGACUCAACAAUAGUAGUUUUCAGUCCGACUCCUCGCGCUCUUCUGGCAAGCGGAACGCAGGCUACAAGCAUUCAACUUCAGCUGCCGCCGUCAACGUUGACCUUCAGACGGCCGUGCUCAAGAUUUAUCAGAAUUGGCUGGCCGUCAAGAUUGUCUCUCGCGCCCCAGCAGCGCCGCGUGCCAGCACUUUUAGCCUGACCAGUCUACCAGAGGUUGACAGUGAAAGCGGGGACAGCAACAAUCCUAGUCCUUGCGUUCAACGCCGCCGUCGCACUUCCACUUUGGGCACAAAUUCUAGCGAUAGCCUGGCUUCCUCCGCCUCGUCAAGUGGGCGCGUCUUGCCCAAACCACCCACCGUUCGUAGCGGUUUGCCAACUCGAGCCGAGGCGCUUGCAGUCGCAAGUAAAACCGCAAUCCCAGGCCCGAAUUUGGCUUCUGUCUCGUCACCGACCUCAACCACGGCCCUGUCCUCAACCGCAUCCACCCCCACCCCAGCGCUUACGCCCAAAGCAAUGUCGUCUACCCAUCCCUCCACCUCACAACCGACAAGUGCAUUCUCCGCUUUGUCGCCUGUCUCAGAGGCCACAGUGACGGGUUCCACGAGUUCAGGUCCCCCGCGUCGCCCCAGCUGUGCUUCCGAGGCGUCCUCCCGCACACGCAAGAAUUCGGGUGCGGUGCCCAAGCUGAGCGUCGACGGCGCGCCUCAGGAGGACAGCUUCGGAGAAAGUCCUGGGCUGCUACCCACCACUAUUUGCUUGAGACGGGUUACAAUGAAUCUGCGCGUGCUGCCUGUCACCGUGGCUCACGUCUUCUUACGCACCAUUAUCGCCAACGUGGGCUCCCUUUUUCGGCUGUCCUACCACCAGCUGGCUGCUCGCCUGCGCCAGGCUGCGCUCAUCUAUCUUAUACAGGACGGCCUGAAUGUUUUCCAACGCAUUUGCCUUUAUCACCUGCGCAUUGCCAGCCACAAGCUCAAACUCUUCCUCCUCAAGGUGCUGCGGGACGUUCCUCGUCAUCUUCUGCAAGAUCAACACAACAGCACGGGAUCUGCCCUUUUGACCGUCAAGCGAGCCCUGGCCGGUCCGGUUUUUCGUACUGUUCUUUGUGCACACGUGCGAAUCAGUGUGCGCCACCGCCUGCCGCACGACCCCUGGCCACAGCUUCAAGCGCAGUUACACCAGUUCACCGACUGGGAACCCCUCAUCACCGAGUGGGAGAAGAUUGUGCGUGUGCUCACAGCAGCCAUCAGCACCGCCCUUCGACAGGGUACGACGGCCGAUGACGAGUCCCGUGUCCCACGCCGUCAUAGUACAACCUCCAUUGCAGGCUACGAGAAGCUGGCGCAGUCCGUCAAUGAAGCCCCUCGCGCAUCCGCCGCAUCCCCGCGUGCACUCACCCGCCAAGCGCCUGCUCUGUCCUCGCGCUCAGCUAGCCUCGCCAGCGAUACCCACCCAAAUCCAGCGCCCGAGUCUGAAAAUCAUCGUCCAGACCACUCCCAACACCAAACGGUCCAGAUUGACGCCACCUUUGCCAACCUGGCCCUCUUUCUCCGCGGACUGCAGGGGGUGGCCAAUGAGAGUCGUGAUGGAUACAGUGCUACACGGACACAUGCGACUAACCUCAUUCGCACGUGGAGCCAGGCGCUGGCUUGCCUGGGCGAUGUUAAUGCCAUCAACGUGCCCCGCAACCACGCCAACGUUAUCAAGGCACUACUCAAGGCCUACAAGGCCUUGCACCGCACAUUUGAAAUUGCGGAUCCUGACUUUCGAGGUGCCUGGAUACCUGAUUUUGCUCGAUCAGUCUAUGACUCGUUUCUCCUCAGCUCGCGCUUCGCCGAAAGCCGCUACCUCGCUGCCAAGCUGGUUUGCGACAUGCAUGUCAUCACCAACUGCCCCCAACCGCGGCUAGGCAUGAACGACUUGCAGCGUUUCUACCACUUUGUGUCUUACUGCCUGCGCUCACACAAUCGGGACCUGGUUCAUUGUGUGCUGCGCUCCUGUCGUCACAUUGUCGCUUUCAAUUGGCCCGGAGCCAGCGUCUUGUACCAGGACCUCAUCCUGGCUUGCCGCUGCGUCUUGGGGCAUGGCUUCUUCCGUCCCGAUGGUCCUACUGCCGCCAUCUUUGAGCUUGAAGAUGCCUUGCCCUCGCGCUUUGCCCAAGCCGUUCCUCGCACGGCCUGCGUGACCAUUCUGACCUCCAUGGUCCACCUUUUGCACGCCUUUGAGCCCAGCAUGCGAGUGGCCGGCUUGGGUACUUUUGAUAUGCAGGUGGGUGAGAGCAGUGGUCACACAAUGCCCUCUCCUGAUGUGGUAGGCUGGUUGGCCGGGGAUGCCAUCAGCCCACCCGCCGGUGGUGAGGCCGUGCCCGGAUUGACGGCAGGGCCAGUAGCUACGGCUGGACUCACAUCCGAUCUGGAGGCACAGGCUGCAUCGCUGCCCGCGGGCCUCAAUCGGCGUUCAAGUGAUGAGUACGAGGAGGCGACACACCGCCUGUCCGACGGCACCACGCUCUCCAACGCGCCCAUAGCGGCGGUGCGCAGCGCAGAUAGUUCACCAGCGCGUUCGCGCAGCGGUUCGGUGUCAAUUGCCGCACGUGCCUCACAGUCUCAUUCACUCCGACCUCGCUCACGCACUUCAAGCAUUGAGCAAAUUGCCGCGCACAAGCUUCUCAAGCUGGUUCAAGGUCGCCGCAUGAGCCUAUCGCAGCACGACUUGUCCGCUGAGGCCACCACCGCGGCCCAAAACAUGGCGCGCUCUUCGCGAAUUUCCGCGUCAUCAAUCCGACCUUUUAACACAGUUACCGAUGGGAACAAUGGGCCACAUGCAUUUUCGAGUGCUAAUGCCAUUGGAUCUGCGGCUGCCGCCAGGGCGGCAGUAGCCGCAGCAGCGGCAGUGGCUUCAGCCGGCUCCACCCAUCGCCCAGCGUCGGCUGGAGCCGAGGCCGAGCCGAAUGACGCGCAGAGCUUUGAACAAGAAGAUGAUAGCCUGCCUGCCAUCUCGGUCAAGUCAUCACCCAACUCAUCUGAGGCUGGUGAGCACUUGGGCGGUGAGCGCAUCCUGCAGUUGCUGUCACAGCCUGACCUCCGCCGAUUGGGCGUGGAGCCAGAAGCUCGGUUGGAGCGUCUUUCAACGCCCGAGCCAGACAUCAAUUUGAUGCAGGAGGUGCACGCGAUGCUCAGCGAGGCGCUCCGUGCGGUUGUGUUGGAUGAGAGUGAAACGACGAUUCGUCAGCUGGCCUUGCACGGUAUUUAUAACAUGUUGGUGGGUAUGCUGAGGCAAAAUUCAGCCCAGGGAGAUGAGAAUCACGUGGCGCAGUCAUGUCUUCAGAGUCUGCUGAGCGUAUUGCGCAUGGCUGAUCUGCAAGUCGUUAUCAGCGCUGCAACGCUGGUGGGUUUCUUGAGCGAACUUCAUGAGGCCGUCAUGGCGCAAUUGGGACUCACCAUGGUCCGCCAAUUGGUAACCGCGUUGUUGCGCGCAACGGCCUACUGGUUGCAUAUGACCCGACGUGGCGAGGUGGAGUUCAUGGAAGAAUGCCUGCCAGAGUUGAUUGAGGCUUUGCGUGAUUGGCUGUUGGUUGCACCCAUUGAGCUGGCUUAUGAGAUUCAACAAGGCCUCAUUUUGCUUCGUGAGGCUGCGCAGGAUCGCGUCGGGCCAGCAGUGAAUCGCCUUCAUCGGGUGGCCGUCGAUCGACGAGCAGGGAGCCGCAUGCGCAACCCAGCUCUCUCGCAAGCUCUGAGCGACUUUGAGGCUAGCGCGCACGCCAUGAGCGUUGGUAGUCCCGGAUCGGCCGCAUUUUCUGGCGCGGUUCCCUAUAGUCCGGGUGCCACCAGCCUGCCCAUGGUGUCCGAACACGGCGGUGUGGUGAGUGGGCGAAACGGAGGUGUUGCGGCCAACGGAUCCUUUUUCUCCGAUGUCGCCUCCGAUAGUGAGGUGGAUGCGUGGACCGCGCGCAAGCUGGAAAGCACUGUGGACGGAGAACCGGAAGAUGCCAGCUUUGACUCAUCCCUCAUGGCGAUGGGCGUGGAUGACUUGGCCGAUGCCUGCAUCCAACCCGAGGGCGUGGGUUUCGGGUUUGGCCCCCCAAAGCGCACAGAGUCGCACAUGCAAUUGGCCGAGCCCGAAGAACAUACGCCCACGCAUCGGCGUGGGCGCCGGCGUCACCGCAAUCGACUGCGACGUGAGGCUACUUCCGGGGAAAGCACCCCCCCGCCGCGGCACUCACCUGAAGACCGCCCGGCUCCCGAUGCCGUGUCUGCAAAUCGGGCUCCAGAGCUCGAGUUUAAGCGCGAGUACGUGCCAUUGAUGGCACUCGCUGCGCUCGUUCAGGUGCAGCACCACCGUGACAACUUUCCCUGUGUGGAGGGUGCAACUGCCGUAUCUUGGACCCCGUGCGUGCCACCGCUGCCCUUCGAUCCAAAGCAAGAAGGCGCAAACGCGGAUUAUGUUGAAUAUUUGUGCGUGGAUGAUGCCCUCAUUGUGGAGCUCCACGCUCAUGCGGACGCCUCGCACGUUGUUGUGCGUAAUUUAGCUGGGUGCUUUGCAUGGGCCGUGAAGAACGUGCUGUCGCCUCCACCUUCUCCUCGAACCUCACAACCGCGGCGAUCCAAGCUGUCUCUCAAUCUGCGCGUCGCCACGAGCGCGUCAUCCCUGCCGCCCAUCAUUGCGGAGGAAUUGGACGCGGUCCCUGACUCCAAGCACACCGCACAUGACUUGUUGUCCACUGUAACCGCACCGGCGUGGCCCCCAACGAGUGAGAGCGCGCCGGGCUCGCCGACACAGCCCGAUGCCAGUGCCAGCAGCAGUGCCAGCAGCAGCCCGGGAUUGAGACCCGAGCUGCGGGGUAGCGGCAGUCGCUGUGCCGCGCGAAGCCAUCGUUUGUCCAUCAAUGUACCUUCACUUAGCAUGACGGUUCUCGACGCUUCUCUUGACUUGCCUAUAUUUGCCGCGGACGACAAGGUGGGCACACACGAUGCGUUGGACGCGGUUCUGACCUAUUUACAUGGCAGUGAUGCUGCAGUUGAUGGUGACACGAUCGUGACCCCAACAACGGACGAUGAUGUACGGCUGAUUAAAGACUUGCGACGCCAGUGCCAGGAAGGGCUUGUUGAUGCUGCACACCGCUCCGAGGCCGCGUCUUCGGAUCUAUCUUCACCCACCGAGACGAAUGCGCCGACACGACACACCUCCAGCAGUGAUGUCCCCGGCAAGGCCUCGGCAGCAGCUCUAUGCUCUGCCCUUCUGCAGCACCUGGGACUGUGGAAUUGGACCCAGCGGGGCGGCUUGCGGCCCAUGAGCGUGAGUGAGCGAUUGAUCAAGGAUCUGCGCCACUUGGAUCAAGCGGGUGCGGUGCGCGAAACACACAAGGUGGCAGUCCUGUACGUUGGCCCAGACAUGCAGAACAAGGAGGACGUGGUUACAUGCACGGUGCCCAGCCCACGCUUUCUACAGUUUGCUGAGCAAUUGGGCUGGGGCGUGAGUGUUGAAUCCCACCAAGGCUAUCUGGGCAAGCUAGAUCCUAGCGAGUUUUCUGGAUGCCGUGCUCAUUAUUAUGCCACGGCCACGCGUGAGGUGCUAUUCCACGUGGCGCCGUUGCUGCUGCCACCAUCCCUACCCUCUAUUGCCGUGCACCAGACUUGGGACCCAGAAACGCGCAAGCAACUCUACACCAAGCUCUGGCGCCAUCUAGGCAACGACGCCGUGCACAUUGUGUGGAGUGAGGCUGAUACCUUAUACAACACGGACCUCUUGCCCACUCGAUUUGGCGAGGUGACCAUUGUGGUGUACCCAUUGUCCAACGGGCUCUUUCGAAUUCAACUGCUUUUCAAAUCGCAGAUGGCACGGCUGGUUGGUCCACUGACAGAUGGUGCUGUGGUCGAUGGACGAAGCCUAGGUCAUCUGGUUCGGGCCACGGCGAUCAACGCCGAUCGCAUCCUGCGUAUGCAGACUCUAGCUGCGCCCUUUUGCGAAGCGCGCCGGAAUUACCUCCGCCGGCUAGUCGCGGACCAUGCGCAAGAUUUAGCCUUUCCAGAUUAUGUCUCAGACGUCCUGCUCGGCCACUCAACCACCGCGACGACACAAGGAGCCGAAACUGCGUUGGCAAGCUUGCAAAUGCCUUCGCCGCGCCUUGACUCAUCUGGUGGUGGGCCAGAGCUACCAUCCAUGGCCGCGCUGUCCAAGCGCAGUCAAAGCAUGGCGCCUGGCGCGCUGGAGGCUGCUCGCCGCGCUCGCCAGGAGUUUGCUACAUCGCGUGCUUCUGAGGCUUAACGUGCUUUCGGCUUUAGUCAGAGCUUGCUUGCAGUCCCGAGCCUCCUGAGUUGGAAGCGUGCUUCUAAACUGCCUCAAAGAAAAUAAUAUUAUCAUGUAAUGUUGUGCGUUUGUUUUCUUCUUCUUCUUCUGGCGGGAGUGAGCGGCAUGAUGCGGGAGGGGUUGCUGCUGUUGUUGUAUGAGAUUCCAUGUCUGUGUUGUGUGCGUUGCCUCACCAGCAGCCUUGGCUCCGUCCC